AUGGAAGGGGUUGCGAACUUGCAAUUUGCAAGCAUGAUAAAUAGCGAUUGUUGUUUAAAAAAUGGCUGCGGUCCCCAUGGUGGGACAUGCCUGAGAAGUGAAAAUUCGCAGAGCCGCGAUAGCAAUACGAGUAUUACCAGGAAUGCAAAAAGAAUAUCCCAGAUAAACACAAACAGUAGAGAAUUGGAGAGUUACAACAAGAUGGAAUUCGUAGCCAAUAUAAUCAUAUUCUCAAGGGUAGCGUCAAUUCCAAUCACAGGGGUUGGAGCCAAACCAUGGAACAGAGCCAAACAAGAAAACAUGGAUAACACACGGGAGUAG
Messenger RNA from Dovyalis caffra, 321 nucleotides. The record is from the annotation of a GenBank genome assembly. NCBI's taxonomy places the organism in Eukaryota, Viridiplantae, Streptophyta, Magnoliopsida, Malpighiales, Salicaceae.